Molecule: messenger RNA, 3056 nt
Organism: Phascolarctos cinereus (koala)
Lineage: Eukaryota; Metazoa; Chordata; Mammalia; Diprotodontia; Phascolarctidae
Source: RefSeq, a predicted model, not a curated record
CAGUUUAAGGUACUAUCAUCUGUUCUGCAAGUAUAUGGAAAUACUGGGGGUUUUUUUCUGUUAAAUUCAGAGCAAAAAUACAUUUUUAAAUGGGUAAGUAGAAGAAAGAGUCGGUCGGUAAUCAGUGAUAGAUAACAGCUGACAAACAUAAAACACAUUCAAAUUUGCAAACAUUAUUAGACAUUUAUUCAUUUAAAUUUCAACAACUCUGUGAAUAGAUAGUGCAGAUAUUAACUCCCAUUUUACGAAUGGGGAAACAGAGGCCGAGAGACUUGCUCCCCCUACCUACCGGUCACGCAGCCGGUAAGUAUCAGAAGUGGAAUUUGACCCCAGAUCUCCCAAACUGCACCACCAGCGGUGCAAAGCCAUAAGCCACUAGUGUACUUUAUCCCACCGGGACAGGAAUUGGGCACUGUCUGGGAUAGGACGAACCUCAAAAGGGCUCAGCCCAGCCAGGCCUUUCCAAAGGCAGCCUGGCCAGGGGCGUGGAACCCCAUGGGGCUUGGCUGGGCAUCCCCCGCCCCUUACGCCCGGGCACCGCCAGCCCCACAGCUGGGGAGCCGGCGCCGGCUCCCCGCCCAGGCCGAGUGUUCCCAGCCCUCCCCCACCAGUCACUUCCUCGUUCCCGGGCCCACGGGGAGCAGUAAAGUGCCUGGAUGCUGGGAGGGGGCAGGAGGGGAGAUGUCAGAACCGCCUCCUUCCUCUUUCCUGCCAGGUUCAGUCUGCCAGAUGAUUGCAGCCCGCGCAGGCAGACGUCUCGGGGCCGGCGGGCGACCCGGGGCGCAAUGCUGCUGCUCCUGCACAGCCCAACAGUCUCCUGGGCGGCCCUGGGAGCGUCGUCGCCCCUGCCUCAGCCGAGGACCGUGUACUCGGCCAACCGGACCUUCUUCCCUUUCUUCUCAGAGUUCACAGAGGACCAGCGGGUGGCCCUGAGCAUCGUGGAGACGGUGGCGCUGGCCCUGAUCUUUGUGGUGUCCCUGGUGGGCAACGUGUGCGCCAUCCUGCUGCUGGCACGCCAGCGGCGCCGGGGCACCACCGCCUGCCUGGUGCUCAACCUCUUCUGCGCCGACCUGCUCUUCAUCACAGCCAUCCCGCCAGUGCUGGCCGUGCGCUGGACCAGGGAGUGGGUGCUGGGCGACCUAACCUGCCACUUGGUCUUCUACGUGAUGACCCUGAGCGGCAGCGUCACCAUCCUGUCGCUGGCCGCGGUCAGCCUGGAGCGCAUGGUGUGCAUCGCGCGCAUGCAGCACAGCGCACAGGGUGCAGGGCCCCGCGCCCGCGCCGUGCUGCUGGCGAUCAUCUGGAUCUACGCGGCCCUGUCCGCGCUGCCCCUCGGCGUCUUCUUCACCGUGCGCCUCCAGCCGCUCGAAGGCAGCGACAAGGCUCCUCUGGUGAGCUCAUCUGCUGCCAUGGUGAUUUCAUCUGCCCCUAUGGAAGUUCAGAUUUGCACAUUAGUGUGGCCCAACAUUGGAGGAGAAAUCUGUUGGGAUGUGUUGUUUGCGAUUUUUAACUUUUUGAUACCGGGACUGGUCAUUGUGAUCAGUUACUCCAAAAUCUUACAGAUUACAAAAGCUUCCAGAAGAAGGUUAAACAGCAACCUGGCCUACUCAGAAGACCACCAUGUCCGGGUCUCCCAACAGGAUUACAAACUUUUUCGGACUCUCCUGGUGCUCAUGGUCUCGUUUUUCAUCAUGUGGAGCCCCAUCAUGAUCACCAUCUUAUUGAUCUUAAUCCAGACCUUCCAGGAGGACCUGGUGAUAUGGCCAUCCCUGUUCUUCUGGAUCGUAGUGUUUACAUUUGCCAACUCGGCAGUCAACCCCACCCUGUACGGAGCCUCCCACUUUCAGAAGAAGUGGUGGAGAGUCAUUUUCUCCUGCUCGUCGCUUCCUGAGAAGAACGGAAUGGCUACAGACACUUCCGUGAGAAGAAAUGACUUGUCUGUAGUCACUGGCUGAUGGGUUCACUGGCUGUAAUUUUCCUGAUGGAAGUGGUUAUGGACUCUUUUCCCUCUACAUGCAUAUUGCUUGACUGUAGUUUACAUGAGAGUGGGUUCAGUUUCACUAUUGAGUAUGCAUAAAACAAGAUAUUUCUCAUGGUGGUGAAUUUCUAGGACCUUCAUUACAGGUGUGCCCCACUUUAAGAAAGUUUACUAUAUGAAAGCUUAUUUUUUACAGAGAUGUUAAAUGAGGGUAGGUGCUUACUCUCCAUAACAAAAUAUUCUUUGCUUUAUAAAAGGAUCCAUCACAUUUUCAUCUUAAUUUGUGAUUUGCCUGGAGCACUAAAAAUAACACUGUUUGUCAAAAUAUGGUUGAUGUUGACAAUCUAAUUUAUGCAUAAUUUCUCCAAUUUUUAUUAACUCUAUUUAAACUCAACAAGAUGUACCUUCCUGGCCGUACCAAGCUUGUAAUGUGCAUUGGUGUUCUUGAAUUCAAAACCAGCUCAAACAGCUCUUUCCCUGGGUGUCAUAAUACCCCAUGACAACCAUUCUGCCUUCUUCCCCCAGUCCAGUGAUUACCUCAAGGUAUCUCCAGUUUUCUCAGGACUUUCCAUGAACUUCCUGAAGCAUAAUUAACUUUAAUGCAAUUUUUCACUCAGGGAAAGGGAUGGUAGAGGGUAUGGAAUGGUAGCAUGUGAUAUGAUUAGAUUCAGUUUACUGGAGGCUGCCUCCAGAAAGCCAAGUUCUAGACAUGAGAGGCAUCUGGAUCUUAGACGUCCGUAGCUAUUUUCAAUUCACUGCCAGUUGAGAAGCCAGACCAAGCCACCAUGAUGUCAUUGUGGUCCCACCCCUUCCCUUUCCUGCAGGACUUUUCCUAAUUGAUUUUCCGUGUAACAGACUAAUAAUGAAAUAAGGUCUACAGUCAUGGUGGGUAUGAAACUAUGACAAAAAGGUUGGAAUCUUUUUAUAUAAAUGUUGUUGAAAAUAAAUUAAAACUGUUUUGUGAAAGGCCUUAUGCAUUUACUUUUGUGAUCUGGAGGUGUCUAGGUGAAGAAGACUAGCUAGUAUCUUUUAGAACAGUAUGGUAUAGAAAUUGAAAAGGAAGACAUUUCUUCCUUUC